Molecule: messenger RNA, 507 nt
Organism: Laccaria bicolor S238N-H82
Lineage: Eukaryota; Fungi; Basidiomycota; Agaricomycetes; Agaricales; Hydnangiaceae
Exons: 5
Coding region: 1-507 (168 amino acids)
Source: RefSeq, a predicted model, not a curated record
AUGCGUCUUUUUGCCAGCCUCGCCGUCCUUGUCCCCCUCGUCGUCUCCGUUGUCGCUGCGCCUGCCAUGGCUCCCUUCGAUCAGCUCUUCUACAAUGUUGGAGACAUUACCCGCCGUCGCAGCGUCCAUCAACCUCAAAACAAUUCCAGACUUCAUGUCUUCAUUGAAGCGUUGAUCUCCAGCUCGAAGAAGCUGGAGGUCGAUGUCAAGAACGCUGCAGCCCCAACCUCUACUCAGGCUACCGCCAUUGUCGAGGCUGUGCGGGAGACUUUGGUUCCUAUAUAUGCCGACACGAUUGCUGAAAUCGUAAAAGCUAAACCCACUAUCGUUGCAAUCAACCAUUUACCAGACGUGGUUGACGUCUUGAAGUCCUUUAUAUCAGUGUUUGUGGAUGCUUUCACGGAGUUCAUCAACCAUUUGCCUCCCAGUGCGUACGCGAACAACUUGAGACUCGCGAUUGACUUCGAGACGAGCUACAUCACUAAAACUUACGUCGACGAGUCCUAA